AUGGAAGGAAGGUGUCCGGUUACCCGCGCGGCUUUGACCGCGAUCGUCAUCGUCUGCUGGGCAAGUCUUACCAGCUGUUACAAGUUGGAGCUGGAAGAUGCGGUGAAGAAUGACAUGCGGAACCUGACCUGUGAGUCGUACUGCACCCACUGCAACUGUUCGGGAACCUUCCUGGAGCAGGAAAACAAGUGCGUUUGCAGCUGCGACGAUCAAACCCCAACGGAUCCCACCUGCCUGGCCGAAAUCGAAGGGAUGCGUGACCUAAUCGGGCUGAACUACGCAAUAGAGGUGCGACCAGAAGCUCCGGAACAACACGUGCGAGUUUCGCGGCAAACCAACAGUCGUCGUAGGACGCGGAACCGACGUCAGCGAACGGGGGCAAGGAGAUCGCGUGGCCGUAGACCGCCUCGAUCGCGGUCGCGACGUGGUCGCAGACCGGGAAGGCCGAAUCUGGUUGGAGCACCGGCACCGACGCCAGCGCCUGCAGAAGUGGUAGCGGCACCGGCACCAGUGCAGUGA
This is a messenger RNA of Culex quinquefasciatus (southern house mosquito), 519 nucleotides long. RefSeq lists its product as uncharacterized. Bases 1 to 519 code for a protein of 172 amino acids. The transcript has a single exon. The record is from RefSeq and is a predicted model, not a curated record. Lineage: Eukaryota; Metazoa; Arthropoda; Insecta; Diptera; Culicidae.